AUUCGUUAACACUCAGUAGUUAAUAGUCAGUACUUAAUAUUUAACAAUAGAAUAUAGACUAUCGGUCUUCAGUCUUCACUCUAGUCCCGACUUGGAAUUUAUAGUCGUUCCUAAUAAUGUAAUUUAUAUAUAGGAAUUACAUACAAAGAUUGACAGUUACUUGUUAGUACUUAAUACCGAUUAUAGCUGCUUUAGAAGAGCAUAUCAAUACCGUUCUAAUAAAAACGAAGUCUAGGUUGGAUUGCUUUAGUAAAAAAAAUAAGAACAAAGUGAUAAGUUUUACAUCGUUCUUAAUUAAGAACUGAAAAUAUCAAAUUUGUGAAAAUUUGCCAGCAACAACGAAAAUAAAAUAACAUGGAUUUAGGUCUAGAAAACAAAAAAAUACUUGAAUUUUUGGAGUUAGUCGGGCGCCUUAAGCAUAUCAAAAGGACAGGAUGGGUGAUAUGUGAUAUAGAAAACUGUGAGACCAUAGCUGGUCAUAUGUACCGCAUGGGCCUCAUGACCUUCCUACUGACAGAAAAAAAUAAUCCAACUAAACUUGAUCGAUUCAAAUGUUUACAAAUUGCAUUAAUACAUGACUUAGCAGAAUGUAUUGUGGGCGAUUUAACUCCGCACUGUGGUGUAACACCAGAAGAGAAACAUAGACGAGAGGAUGAGGCGAUGAAGACAAUUGCUGAACUCACCGGUUUGGCUGGAGACAGAAUGUAUGAAAUAUAUAAAGAGUAUGAAAACCAAAGUUCACCAGAAGCAAAGUUCGCCAAAGAUCUGGAUCGUUAUGACAUGAUUUUGCAAGCAUUUGAAUAUGAAAAACGUGAAAAUAAACCAAAAAAGCUUGAAGAAUUCUUUCAGUCAACUUAUGGAACAUUCAAUCAUCCUUUUAUACAAGGUUUAGCAAAAGAAUUGUAUAAACAAAGAGAUGAAUUCGAAAAACAAUCUAACAAUAUAGGUUGAUAUUGCUUAGUGUAGUACAAUUUUAUGCAUUAAGAAUGCUUUGUACAAAAAUUUUAAAAUAUCUUACCUAGCUUUUUUAAUUUGGUGCAGUUAGAAAAAAAAUUGCUAUUUUUAUUUUGAUUAUAUUGAUUUUAACAGGUUAAGAACUCUGGUGAGGCAAUAUUGUUAAAAAUUUAUUAAUACCAUAAACAACCAGUAUUUGAUACUAAAGAAUCAUUGAUGUUUUUUAUUUUUUUAUGUUCCUUUAAAUUUUAAUAAACUGUUUUGUAUUUACAAUA
Molecule: messenger RNA, 1229 nt
Organism: Danaus plexippus (monarch butterfly)
Lineage: Eukaryota; Metazoa; Arthropoda; Insecta; Lepidoptera; Nymphalidae
Product: 5'-deoxynucleotidase HDDC2
Exons: 4
Coding region: 355-951 (198 amino acids)
Cellular component (GO): cytoplasm
Molecular function (GO): 5'-deoxynucleotidase activity
Source: RefSeq, a predicted model, not a curated record